GCCUCAAGCCCCUCCCUCCGGAGAGCCAUAGAGAGGAACCGGUUCGCGAGGGCCUUGGUGAAGUGUUCCGGAUUCGGAAGCCGCGGCGAUCAGAGGGGCCGAAGGGACUGGAAGGCUCUGGAACCUGGGCAGAGAAGUGGCCUUCCAGGCCCUAGGCAGAACGCAGGCAGGGAAGAGAGGGCUCGCCACAGUUCGGGUCAGGCACACGAGAGAGGCAGCCCCGAGCGCCGCCCCACAAGCCUCUGCGGCACCCGGGUCCUGACGGGCCGCCCGGUCUUCCGCCGCACGUGCCUUUAGCGCGAUGCCCAAAUCCAAGCGUGACAAGAAAGUUUCCUUAACAAAAACUGCCAAGAAAGGCUUGGAACUGAAGCAGAACCUGAUAGAAGAGCUUCGGAAAUGCGUGGACACCUACAAGUACCUCUUCAUCUUCUCUGUGGCCAACAUGAGGAACAGCAAGCUGAAGGACAUCCGGAAUGCCUGGAAGCACAGCCGGAUGUUCUUUGGCAAAAACAAGGUGAUGAUGGUGGCCUUGGGGCGAAGCCCGUCUGAUGAAUACAAAGACAACCUACAUCAGGUCAGCAAGAAGUUGAGAGGUGAAGUUGGGCUCCUUUUUACCAACCGCACGAAGGAGGAGGUGAAUGAGUGGUUCACCAAGUAUACAGAAAUGGAUUUUGCUCGAGCGGGGAACAAAGCAACUUUCACUGUGAGCCUGGAUCCAGGGCCGCUGAAACAGUUCCCUCAUUCCAUGGAGCCACAGCUGAGGCAGCUGGGUCUGCCCACUGCCCUCAAGAAAGGUGUGGUGACCCUGCUGUCUGACUAUGAAGUAUGCAAGGAGGGUGACGUGCUGACCCCAGAGCAGGCCCGUGUCCUGAAGCUGUUUGGGUAUGAGAUGGCCGAAUUCAAAGUGACCAUCAAAUACAUGUGGGAUGCCCAUUCAGGGAGAUUCCAGCAGAUGGACGAUGACCUUCCAGAGAGCGCGCCUGAGUCUGAGGGGGAGUCUGAGGAGGAGGAGGAUGACAGCUGACCCUGGGAACCAGAACCAAGGCCUUCCAGCAAGUUCUUCAUCUCCACUGGACCCCCCAGGACUACUGUCGCCCCCUGGAGGGAGCAGCUGGUUUUUUGCUAUGGAUAAAGACAAGGGAGGUGCUGGGCAGUGACUUUGUUUUUAUAAAGAAUAAAAUUUUGUCUUCAGGGUGCUCCCUGUAGACAGCAGAGACUCUUUA
Molecule: messenger RNA, 1223 nt
Organism: Rattus rattus (black rat)
Lineage: Eukaryota; Metazoa; Chordata; Mammalia; Rodentia; Muridae
Gene: Mrto4
Product: MRT4 homolog, ribosome maturation factor
Exons: 8
Coding region: 302-1024 (240 amino acids)
Biological process (GO): nuclear-transcribed mRNA catabolic process; rRNA processing; ribosomal large subunit assembly
Cellular component (GO): preribosome, large subunit precursor; nucleolus
Molecular function (GO): RNA binding
Source: RefSeq, a predicted model, not a curated record